This is a messenger RNA of Metarhizium album ARSEF 1941, 2319 nucleotides long. Its product is annotated as ATP-dependent RNA helicase SUV3 precursor. The transcript is spliced from 2 exons. The record is from RefSeq and is a predicted model, not a curated record. Lineage: Eukaryota; Fungi; Ascomycota; Sordariomycetes; Hypocreales; Clavicipitaceae. Bases 1 to 2319 code for a protein of 772 amino acids. Gene Ontology annotation, cellular component: mitochondrial degradosome. Gene Ontology annotation, biological process: RNA catabolic process; mitochondrial RNA 3'-end processing. Gene Ontology annotation, molecular function: hydrolase activity, acting on acid anhydrides; ATP binding; RNA helicase activity.
AUGAUUCAACUGUCCCGACAAGUAGCCUGGAGAGCCGGCAGGCUUCGUCCCAACAUCCAACGUCGUGCUGUGUCGACGUCAGCGCUCGUCAAACCGGGGAGCGCAAGCAAACAAAAGACGGUGAAGAAGAAGUCACCUUCGGAUAAGCGCGUCGGAAAGCCGAAGAAUGAGCAAAACGUUUCUUCGAAAGUCCUUGCCCGUUCGCGCGCAAACUCAGUCAGCCAAGGGCAUGAUCCAAAAAGCAGAUUGAGGCUCGAUGCUGGCAAGAAGCAUGCUGGUCGUCAUGGCGCGUUUCGAUCCACCGUCCUCAAUCGGCUGCAAGUUGUGCUCAACAGUCAUUCAGCGUCACAGCAAACAGGGAAUGGGACAGGAGACGAUGAGUUGAAAAGACAGGUGACUCUUUUCAUGAAUGCGCUAGACGAUGCAUUUAUACUUGCCGAAAAGAACAUUACUCGUCGCGACAAGAACCCCUUAUUUUGGACCUUGCGAGACGCUUUCAUCACACGAGACGUCAAGGGCCUAACCAAGGAACUCAACUAUUCUUUCCAUUCCUUCAUGGCUCGACAACGAUUCACGAAAGAAUUAGAAGACAAUCAAAAGCGUCUGCUAGAUUUCCGCUUCCCUCAUGAGUGGUUUCCGGCGACGCGAACGAUGCAGCGCACCAUCCAUGUGCACGUUGGGCCAACUAACUCUGGAAAGACUUACAACGCGCUCAAAGCCCUGGAGAACUCCAAGACGGGUGUUUAUGCAGGACCACUGCGCUUGCUAGCCACCGAAGUGUACCAGAGACUCAAGGCCAAAGGCCGCCCGUGCGCCUUAAUUACGGGCGAGGAGGUUCGCAUACCUGAAGAUACGGAUCAAUAUUUCUCAAGCUGCACCGUGGAAAUGGUCCCGUUGAAUUCCAAGUUCGACGUGGCGGUUAUUGAUGAGAUUCAGAUGAUUGCUGAUGCUGAGCGUGGAAAUGCGUGGACAACAGCAGUGUUGGGUGUACAAGCCAAGGAGGUGCAUUUGUGCGGCGAGGAUCGGACUGUCCCUCUUCUGCAGGCACUUUGUGCCAGCAUCGGCGACAAAUGUGUUGUUCAUCGCUAUGAACGGCUGAGCCCACUCAAGACGAUGGAUUCCGCCAUCAAGGGCGACUACAACAAGCUAGAAAAAGGAGACGCCGUCGUCGCCUUCAGUCGGCUAUCGCUUCAUGCACUGAAACGAAACAUUGAGACCGCGACUGGUCGAAGAUGCGCCAUUAUCUACGGGUCGUUGCCGCCUGAAGUUCGGGUGCAACAGGCUGCUUUGUUCAACGACCCCAACAAUGAUUACGACUUUGUUGUCGCCAGCGAUGCAAUUGGCAUGGGCCUGAACCUUGAAAUUCGCCGAGUAGUGCUCGAAUCUGUCACCAAGUUCGACGGCAGCGCAAACAGACUGCUCACCUAUCCUGAAAUCAAGCAAAUUGGGGGUCGUGCAGGACGAUAUCGAACUGCACAAAGCGCCGUGGACGUGCACGCCGAAGAAGCCAGCAAGGAAAAGGUCGGCUUGGUAACAACGAUGGACCAAGAUGAUCUUCGAAGUAUUGAGCGUGCUUUUAAGAGGAAGGUCAACGACAUUGAGUAUGCCUGUAUUCAGCCCCCAGCCGGCAUCGUUGAACGGUUCGCAUCUUAUUUCCCACCAGACACACCCCUGUCCUUCAUAUUGAUGCACAUCAAGGCUGCUGCAAGUGUUGGGCCAAGGUAUCGUUUGACUAUCGGCAGAGAUGUCCUGGAAAUAGCCGAUAUUAUCCAAGAUUUGCCGCUUACGAUUCACGAUCGCCUCACGUUUUGCUACUUGCCCGUAUCGUUGCGGGCCGAAGGCGCCGUGGAUGUGUUGCGCGCUCUGGCACGAGUUGUGGCCAACAACUCGGCCGGUGACCUGCUGUCUAUAAAAGAAAUACCGCUGGAGUUUCUGGAGGUGAAGAUGGAGGACUAUCCUGGAGGGUCCAACAAAUACCUAUCGAAACUGGAGUCGUUGCAUGUUGCAAUCAAUCAAUACGUGUGGCUGUCGUAUCGAUAUGCCGGCAUGUUUGGAAGCCAAGCGCUGGCUUUCCAUGUGCGACAGCUGGUCGAAGAGAAGCUCAUUUCCACUCUGGAUCGACUUGACUUCACAGAAGAGGAGCUGGAGCACAGGCGGAAGAGUUGGAGAAGACAGGCUCGCUCCCGCGAGAGCCGAAAAGCCAUUGAUGAAGCGCAGCAGGAGCAGCAUGAUGCUCAGGCCUCGGAAUCGGCCAACAAAGACGAAGAGGUCGACAGAAGGGAGCAGCAUGACCAGCAGAUCGAGGUCGGAUCGAUGUGA